GAUAAUUUUGAACUGUCUACUGCACGUCAGUCGGGUGCGGGCGCGCAAAAUGAUUUUAACGAAAAUCAUUAUAUUGUCAUUCUUAUCGUUACCCAAUGAUGUGUAUUGUGCGAGAAUAUUAGGCCUAUUUCCUCAUCCCGGCAAAAGUCACUUCAUGGUAUUCGAGCCUCUACUGAAAAGAUUAUCAGAGUUAGGACACCAUGUCACUGUAGCAUCAUUCUUUCCACCGGAAAACCCACCCGCUAACUACACUCACAUAAAGUUUGAUGGAGCUGGUGAACCCAGAUUGGAUAUAUUAGAUUUAAAAACGAACGAUAAUGUAAAUUUUGUUAGGAGAAUACCCAUCCUCGGUGGCAUUAUCCAGCAGAUGUCGGAUUUCAAUCUGUUAGCUGAACUAGCAUUAACUAAGUGUCAGCAAAUAAUAGAAUUUCAGCCAUUAGCUAAUGUUCUGAAAGAGGACUACGAUUUGGUGUUCAUAGAGAUUUUCAACAGUGACUGUGCUCAAGGUCUCAUACAUCAGUAUGGAAUUAAGGCGCCCAUUGUCGGCCUGUCGUCCUGUACAAUAACGCCAUGGACAGCUUACCGUAUAGGAGUUUCUGAUAAUCCCGCGUAUGUGCCAGUUGUGGGCACAACUCAUACUCCUACAAUGUCAUUAUUACAACGGAUGGAGAACACAUUUAUGUUGCUCUACCAUAAUUUGUGGUACCGGUACAAAGUCCAAGUAAAAGAACAGGCUAUAAUUGAGAAUUAUUUCGGACGGAAGAUGGCCGACUUGGAUUUACUGUCUCGGAAUAUAUCAUUACUGCUUGUGAACACGUUCCAUCCCCUGAACGGUGUCAAACCACUCGUGCCAGGUGUGGUGGAAAUCGGAGGGAUACAUUUAAAUCCAAAUAAAAAAAGUAUUCCAGGGUACAUCGAAAGAUUCCUUAACGAAUCAAAACACGGCGUCAUCCUUUUGAGUUUCGGAUCUCUCAUCAAAACAUCGACUAUACCUAAGUACAAGGAAGAAAUCAUCGUUAAUACUCUAUCAAAAUUCAAACAGCGCGUCAUAUGGAAGUAUGAAGAGAGCGAGCCAGAGGGUACACUUGUGGGCAACAUUCUGAAAGUAAGAUGGUUGCCGCAAUUUGAACUUUUACAACAUGAAAAAGUUGUGGCUUUCAUAGCCCAUGGUGGGUUGUUGGGGAUGACGGAGUCCGUGUAUUCUGGGAAGCCGAUGGUGGUGGUGCCUUUCUUCGGAGACCAACCCUCAAAUGCCGCGGCCGCUGCCAACGCCGGCUUCGCUAAGAUCAUCUCCUAUAUAGACAUGACAGAGAAAGAUUUGGGUGAUGCAGUUAGGAGCGUCCUGAGUGAAGAAAUGCAACUGAAUGCACGUCGAGUUUCAAAAAUGUGGCAGGACAGAGAGUCAGCUCCACUAGAUACGGCUGUAUACUGGACGGAGCGUGUUUUAAGAUGGGGACACUCAGGUAAACUCCAUACGGCUGCAAGAGACUUGUCACUGUAUGAACUUGCCCUUAUAGAUGUUUUUGCUGCGUAUGCCCUUGCCUUAACAGUUAUUUUGUUAUCUGUGUGGUUCAUUCUCACAAAGUUGAUGAGGUUAAUUAUAAAGGAAAGUAAACAAAAAAUACAUUAGAAUUGUUGCAUAUUCAAUGUUAUGGGUGUAGUUAAGUAUUAUUAUCUCUUAAUUUAACCAAAUAAAAACCGUUAAAAUAUUCACGGUUAAGUCAAUAAAAUAAUAUUUAAGUUUUAAAAUGAAUUAUUAUACCCGAUUUAAUAGUAUAAUCUAUACUUUAUCAUACUUAAGGGCUUGUGUGAAAUAUUUUUCAUAACCUACAAAGUGUCUCUAUCUUCCUGUUUUACGAGAAUUUUUGACAAAAUAUUUUUACUUAGUAGUAUCUAGUGAUCGAAAUUUGAUUUCAAUAAAAAUUUUCCAAUUGUACAAUUUUAUAUAUUUUUCGAUUUAAAAAUAGACACAUUCAAUAAAAAAGUAGUUUUAAAUUCCGUAAUUGCGAGUUCCUAGAAUGUAUAGUAUAGUUGUUAAUAAUACAACAUUAUGUAUAGUAUAGUUGUUAAUAAUACGAUAAAUAUAAAAGUUGUAUUUCAAUUUAACUUUAAGGUUUAACACUUUACUCUUACCACUUGUAUAUUGUGAAACUGAACACGAACAGUUUCAUAGUCAUUAAUCUUAGUACGUCUUAGCACCGACGUAGUAUCGACGGAAACAGGAAACUGUCUGUGUUUAGUUACAUAGACUCAUAGUAAGGGUCUAUACCCUUAAUAAUAAUCGUCAACUUUACGAUACACAUUUUCCAAUUUUUAUAAUUAAAUAAUAUUUAUAUAUGUAAUAGAAUUGUUAUUGAGACCGUUUUUCAUAUUUUUUUUUGAUAAAAAAAUAUUGAUAUAUUUUUGUAAAAUUAUCAUUUUUUUGUACCUAUUUUUAUUAUGCAUACGAUGAAAAUGUGUGAAAAAAAUGUACUGUACAUGUAAAUUAAAUACCCUAUAUACUUUCUUCGUGGAGACAUAAAAAGAAAACCGUCGUAAAACAAUGAUCUAGACUUAAAUAUAAUGAAAAUCAUUCAAAUAUUAAAUACAACCAAAAUGAAAAGCGUUUGACCAUUUAAUGUAAUAUCUUUAUUAGCUCGACAAUGUUUUAUAAACAUAUUGCCAUUUUAUGAUUUACUGUUGUUACAUAUUCAUAAAAAAAAAAAUAUGUUAAUAUAUCUGUAAAUGUUGAGAAUAAA
Molecule: messenger RNA, 2738 nt
Organism: Danaus plexippus (monarch butterfly)
Lineage: Eukaryota; Metazoa; Arthropoda; Insecta; Lepidoptera; Nymphalidae
Gene: UGT46A2
Product: UDP-glucosyltransferase 2-like
Exons: 4
Coding region: 50-1630 (526 amino acids)
Molecular function (GO): UDP-glycosyltransferase activity
Source: RefSeq, a predicted model, not a curated record